Molecule: messenger RNA, 1692 nt
Organism: Zea mays
Lineage: Eukaryota; Viridiplantae; Streptophyta; Magnoliopsida; Poales; Poaceae
Biological process (GO): biosynthetic process
Cellular component (GO): cytoplasm
Molecular function (GO): L-kynurenine:2-oxoglutarate transaminase activity; pyridoxal phosphate binding
Source: RefSeq, marked validated
AGAGUCGCAGUCUACAGCAGCCGCGCAACCUUUGCCGCGCCCUGCACACCGGAGUCCAGGCGGCGCCCGGCCCAGCCCUCAUGAAUCUGGCCGCCUUUUCCUCCACCCUUGCCACGCUCCCCUGGUAUGAGAUGCCAUCAAUAAAUUCCUCCGCAACUUUCUCGUCCUCACUGCUCCGCCGCUCGCUCUGCGCGUCGCUCCGGACGAUCUCCCACAUGGCCUCCGCCGCCGCCCCCACCUCCGCGCCCGUCGCCACCACCGAGAACGGCGCCGCGAAGGCGAUAGAGCAGCGGCCCGUGCAGGUCGCAGAGCGGCUGGAAAAGUUCAAGACAACAAUUUUCACUCAGAUGAGCAUGCUUGCCAUCAAGCAUGGAGCAAUAAACCUUGGCCAGGGCUUUCCGAAUUUUGAUGGCCCAGACUUUGUGAAAGAGGCCGCAAUUCAAGCUAUCAAUGCUGGGAAGAAUCAGUACGCAAGAGGGUUUGGUGUGCCUGAACUGAACUCGGCUAUCGCUGAAAGGUUCCUGAAGGACAGUGGAUUGCAAGUUGACCCUGACAAGGAAGUCACUGUUACAUCUGGAUGCACUGAGGCAAUAGCUGCAACCAUACUAGGUCUGAUCAAUCCUGGCGACGAGGUGAUACUGUUCGCCCCAUUCUACGAUUCAUACGAGGCUACACUGUCGAUGGCCGGUGCCAACGUGAAGGCCAUUACCCUCCGCGCUCCAGAUUUCGCGGUCCCGCUUGAGGAGCUGGAGGCUGCAGUCUCCAAGGACACGAAAGCGAUAAUGAUAAACACGCCGCACAACCCAACCGGGAAAAUGUUCACCAGGGAGGAGCUCGAAUCCAUCGCCGCCCUCUGCAAGGAAAACGACGUUUUGCUGUUCUCAGAUGAGGUCUAUGACAAGCUGGUGUUUGAGGCUGACCACAUAUCCAUGGCUUCUAUCCCGGGCAUGUACGAGAGGACGGUGACCAUGAACUCUCUGGGGAAGACGUUCUCUCUUACAGGAUGGAAGAUCGGGUGGGCAAUCGCGCCGCCGCACCUGACAUGGGGCCUCAGGCAGGCGCACUCGUUCCUGACGUUCGCCACCUGCACACCGAUGCAGGCGGCGGCCGCGGCGGCUCUGAGGGCACCGGACAGCUACUACGACGAGCUGAAGAGGGACUACAGCGCGAAGAAGGCUAUCCUGCUGGAAGGACUCGAAGCCGCAGGGUUCAUCGUCUACCCAUCGAGUGGGACAUACUACAUCAUGGUCGACCACACCCCGUUCGGUUUCGACAGCGACGUAGAGUUCUGCGAGUACUUGAUCCGCGAAGUCGGCGUCUGCGCUAUACCGCCCAGCGUGUUCUACCUCGACCCCGAAGAGGGAAAGAAAUUGGUGAGGUUCACCUUCAGCAAGGACGAAGGCACGCUGCGGGCCGCGGUCGAGAGGUUGAAGGCGAAGCUCAGGAGGAAAUGAAUGAAGGGGGGAUUACAUGUUUGUGGCUGGUGAUUGUUGAAUAAUCUGUGCUGGGUUUCAACUGCGCCCGGAUGCCUGUACUGUCUCUUUUUUUUUUUGCUAGCAAUAGUUAUGCUGCCAGCGACUUCAUGCCUAGUGUCGUUACUAUUUGUUUUGUCUGUGUGUAAGCAGAUGGCGAUGGAUCAGGAUACCUGCCGGCUGCCGCUACACUUUUGUAACCUAUGGAGCAAUUUGUGUC